GGUCCUGGCGUUCAUUUCAUUCCUGUCCUCAUUCCGCACAUUCUUCGCAUCGCUCGCGCCGCGCCGCGCCGCCCGAGCCGAGCCGAGCCUCCGCGGCCCCGCCGCCCGCCGCGGGCGCCCCCCAGCACUUCGCACACUCGCUUCCAGCUCGCGGGGAGUCCGCGCGCCGGGGCCCGGGCCCGGGGCGGCCGCGGCGGGGCGCAGGCCAUGCGCUGACCCCCCAGCGCGCAGCGUCGCCGGAGCGCGGGCAGCUGCCCCGGCGCGCCCUGCCCGUCCCGGGAGCCGGCGAGGCCGGGUUGGCGCUGCCCGGCGCGGGAGUACCGCAGGGAGUACCGGCUGGAGUAGCGCGGGGGCGGCGGCCCAGCGCCCCGAAGUUUGCCGCGCCCGCUCGGGCGGCCGUGGUUUGUUUUCUUGAAAAGGCUCCAGGCUUCGGCUUGGAAAACCCAACCGCCAAAAUUGAGCCCAGCAGCUGGAGCGGCAGCGAGAGCCCUGCCGAAAACAUGGAAAGGAUGAGCGACUCGGCAGAUAAGCCGAUUGACAACGACGCGGAGGGCGUCUGGAGUCCUGAUAUUGAGCAGAGUUUCCAGGAGGCCCUGGCUAUCUAUCCGCCAUGUGGGAGGAGAAAAAUCAUCUUAUCAGACGAAGGCAAAAUGUAUGGUAGAAAUGAAUUGAUAGCCAGAUACAUCAAACUCAGGACGGGAAAGACAAGGACCAGGAAGCAGGUGUCUAGUCAUAUACAGGUCUUAGCAAGAAAGAAAGUUCGAGAAAUUCAAGCCGCCAUUAAGGUGUCUAGUCACAUUCAGGUUCUUGCCAGAAGGAAAUCUCGUGAUUUUCAUUCCAAGCUGAAGGUAACAAGCAUGGAUCAGACUGCCAAGGACAAGGCCCUGCAACACAUGGCUGCCAUGUCAUCAGCCCAGAUCGUAUCGGCUACUGCCAUCCACAACAAGCUGGGGCUGCCUGGGAUUCCACGCCCCACCUUCCCGGGGGGUCCGGGGUUCUGGCCUGGGAUGAUACAGACAGGACAGCCAGGAUCCUCACAAGACGUCAAGCCCUUUGUGCAGCAGGCCUACCCCAUCCAGCCAGCAGUCACAGCCCCCAUUCCAGGGUUUGAGCCUACGUCAGCCCCAGCCCCCUCAGUUCCUGCCUGGCAGGGCCGAUCCAUUGGCACAACCAAGCUUCGCCUGGUGGAAUUCUCGGCUUUCCUUGAACAGCAGAGAGACCCAGACUCGUACAACAAACACCUCUUCGUGCACAUCGGGCAUGCCAACCAUUCUUACAGUGACCCGUUGCUUGAAUCUGUGGACAUUCGUCAGAUAUAUGACAAAUUUCCUGAAAAGAAAGGUGGCUUGAAGGAGCUGUUUGGAAAGGGCCCUCAAAAUGCCUUCUUCCUCGUCAAAUUCUGGGCGGACUUAAACUGCAAUAUCCAAGACGACGCCGGGGCCUUUUACGGUGUGAGCAGUCAGUAUGAGAGUUCUGAAAACAUGACAGUUACCUGCUCCACCAAAGUGUGCUCCUUUGGGAAACAAGUAGUGGAAAAAGUAGAGACGGAGUAUGCGAGGUUCGAGAAUGGUCGAUUCGUGUACCGAAUAAACCGCUCGCCAAUGUGUGAAUAUAUGAUCAACUUCAUCCACAAGCUCAAACACCUACCAGAGAAAUAUAUGAUGAACAGUGUUUUGGAAAACUUCACCAUAUUAUUGGUGGUAACAAACAGGGAUACACAAGAAACUCUGCUCUGCAUGGCCUGUGUAUUUGAAGUCUCGAAUAGUGAACACGGAGCACAGCACCAUAUCUACAGGCUUGUGAAGGACUGAACCUGGUUAUUUAUAUAGAGAGAUAUCUGUAUAUACACACACAUAUGUGCACACACACACUCUCCAUUAUCGAACGACUGACUGUAAACCUCACCGCACAGGGUGCUACCCUGGCCCCCCCCCCCAGGUCCCACCCUGACCUUUCUAAUCCUGUUCGAGUGAACUUAUUUUUUUUUUUUCCAUGUGUUCAUGCUAUCAUUGUAGCUGUGAAGUUGUGAUGCAGUUUUUUGUGUAUUCCUCAGAUCUGCAACCCACAAUUCCUUGGGGAAGGUGAAUCUUACCAGCCUAAGCUAAGCCUCUCUGCAGACCUGUUUCCUGUUGUGGUAGAAAAUACUGAGACAGAGGAUUGGCCACGGGGCAUUGACUGCCUUUAAACAAAUGUAUUUAGUUCUUUUUGUGUUUUUCCAACAUAAAAUUCUUGUUUUAAGAUACAAGUAAAAUUAAUCUUUAAAUGUAAAUGUAAAUUAGUCCAGGAAAACUCAGACUCUCUAGACUUAUCUUUGUAACUAAUUAGGAUGGAAGUUGUUAUGGCAGAAUGUAAUUCACUAAAUUAUUUUUUAAAUGAAAUCUUUCUUUCUUUUUAAAACCAAAUGUUAAACUAUAGCCUUAAGACAUGCUUGGUUGAACUAUCCUAAUGAGACAAAUUUAUACCUUCCCCCAGCCCCCAAGGUUAAAACUAAUACCCUAAUUCAGUAAACUCUUGAAACAGGUGUCACAAAGGAGGAAGACAUCACCCCUCACCCUUAACAUAUAUAGUAUAUUUAAAAAUGUAAAAUUGUAUUGUACUAAUGUGAUAAUUCAUUAUUUAAUGAAAAAGAAAAGAUGGCUCUUUUUGCAAUAAGUAGGUAAUACUGAAACAAGUCUAAGCUUACGAUGUUAAAGUCUUGUGUGUGCAGUUACAUUUUAUAUGGUCAACCAAAUUUUUUACAGAGACGAGUUCACGUUUGAACCACUGAAAUUUAAUAGCAAAUUUUAAAAUUGGCAUGAAUACUGCACUGUGAGUUGCAAAGGAUGCAGAAUCCUGUGGCUGGAAGAAACUUGUCAUCAACCGAGCAAGCAGAAGGCUCAUCAGGCUUGGUGUUUCUGCUCCCCAGAAUGUCACUGUCACAAGCUUCCUGGCCAGCCUGUGGAUAGAUUGUUGCUGGUAACCCAGCGCGCAUAGGAAGUAUCUGUGGCUCUAGCUCUGUGUCCAUGCGCAUGUGGAUAUUCAGCUCUCUGAGCUCCUGUUUCUUGUCAAUUUGCUAGUUGCUCAUUGCUAGUUGCUCAUUGCCUCUCUGCAUUAUAGACAUGGAUGUAUUUUCUCUAAGGGCAUCUUUCCAUAAGCCUCAGUGGCACUUUACACAUAUAUUCAUUCUCUCUCUCU
Mus caroli (Ryukyu mouse) is the source of this 3174-nucleotide messenger RNA. RefSeq names its product TEA domain transcription factor 1 (gene Tead1). Gene Ontology annotation, biological process: regulation of transcription by RNA polymerase II; hippo signaling; embryonic organ development. NCBI's taxonomy places the organism in Eukaryota, Metazoa, Chordata, Mammalia, Rodentia, Muridae. Gene Ontology annotation, molecular function: DNA-binding transcription factor activity, RNA polymerase II-specific; RNA polymerase II cis-regulatory region sequence-specific DNA binding. The record is from RefSeq and is a predicted model, not a curated record. Gene Ontology annotation, cellular component: transcription regulator complex.